UGCCUGGGCCGCCCCGCCAACGCCCGGAGCCCGGCGCGCUGAAUGCAGACUAAUAGGGAUGCCAAAGGAAAAAUAUGACCCUCCAGAUCCUCGCAGAAUUUAUACCAUCAUGUCAGCGGAGGAGAUAGCUAAUGGGAAGAAAUCUCACUGGGCAGAAUUAGAGAUCUCGGGUAGAGUGCGGAGCUUAAGUAUGUCACUUUGGUCCCUGACACAUUUGACUGCCCUGCACCUGAAUGAUAAUUACCUUACUCGCAUUCCACCUGAUAUUGCCAAGCUCCAUAAUCUGGUUUACCUGGACCUGUCAUCCAAUAAACUCAGAAGUUUACCAGCAGAACUAGGAAAUAUGGUGUCUCUCAGGGAAUUGCUUUUAAAUAACAAUCUGUUACGGGUUUUGCCUUAUGAGCUUGGACGGCUCUUCCAGCUGCAAACUCUAGGGUUGAAAGGCAAUCCUUUAUCACAGGAUAUUCUCAGCUUAUACCAGGACCCAGAUGGAACACGAAAGCUACUGAACUUCAUGCUCGACAAUCUAGCAGUUCACCCAGAGCAGCUUCCUCCGAGGCCGUGGAUUACAUUAAAAGAACGAGACCAAAUUCUGCCCUCAGCAUCAUUCACGGUUAUGUGUUACAAUGUGUUGUGCGAUAAAUACGCCACCCGGCAGCUAUACGGCUACUGCCCAUCCUGGGCACUAAACUGGGAAUACAGGAAAAAGGGAAUCAUGGAAGAAAUUGUUAACUGUGAUGCAGACAUCAUCAGUCUUCAGGAAGUGGAAACAGAGCAAUACUUCACACUCUUUCUGCCAGCAUUAAAGGAGCGUGGAUAUGAUGGAUUUUUUUCUCCAAAGUCACGUGCCAAAAUCAUGUCUGAGCAGGAGAGGAAGCAUGUAGACGGUUGUGCAAUAUUCUUCAAAAUAGAAAAAUUUACGUUGGUGCAGCAGCACACAGUUGAAUUUAACCAAGUGGCAAUGGCCAACUCAGAUGGAUCAGAAGCUAUGCUGAACAGAGUGAUGACAAAGGAUAACAUUGGGGUGGCGGUGGUGUUAGAGGUCCACAAAGAACUGUUUGGAGCAGGUUUGAAACCCAUUCAGGCUUCAGACAAACAGCUACUUAUAGUGGCAAAUGCCCACAUGCACUGGGACCCGGAAUAUUCUGAUGUGAAACUCAUCCAGACUAUGAUGUUCGUCUCCGAAGUGAAAAACAUCUUGGAGAAAGCCUCUAGCAGGCCCGGUAGCCCAACCACAGAUCUCAACUCCAUCCCGCUGGUGCUAUGUGCAGAUCUUAACUCAUUGCCAGAUUCAGGUGUCGUGGAAUACUUGAGCAACGGGGGAGUAGCUGACAACCAUAAGGACUUCAAGGAACUACGGUACAACGAGUGUCUUAUGAACUUCAGCUGCAAUGGAAAGAACGGAACCUCGGAAGGAAGAAUCACACAUGGCUUCCAACUUAAGAGCGCCUAUGAAAAUAACUUGAUGCCUUACACCAAUUACACCUUUGAUUUCAAAGGCGUGAUUGACUACAUUUUCUAUUCUAAGACUCAUAUGAACGUGCUUGGCGUCCUGGGGCCUUUGGAUCCUCAGUGGCUGGUUGAGAACAACAUCACUGGAUGCCCCCACCCACAUAUCCCUUCAGACCACUUCUCACUGUUAACACAACUUGAACUUCACCCUCCGCCCCUGCCUCUGGUCAACGGGGUCCACCUACCCAGUAGGAGGUAGUGGCAUCCGACCCCUCGGCGGCGGGGGCGGGGGCUGG
Messenger RNA from Tachyglossus aculeatus (Australian echidna), 1748 nucleotides. RefSeq names its product CCR4-NOT transcription complex subunit 6 like (gene CNOT6L). The coding region runs from base 59 to 1711 and encodes 550 amino acids. Gene Ontology annotation, molecular function: poly(A)-specific ribonuclease activity; protein binding. Gene Ontology annotation, biological process: nuclear-transcribed mRNA poly(A) tail shortening. The record is from RefSeq and is a predicted model, not a curated record. Lineage: Eukaryota; Metazoa; Chordata; Mammalia; Monotremata; Tachyglossidae. Gene Ontology annotation, cellular component: nucleus; CCR4-NOT complex; cytoplasm. The transcript has 12 exons.